AUGUCCAGCCCAAUUACCAUUUAUGGCCUCACCGCCGUCCCCGCCUCCGCCACUGUUCUCCUCACAGAGACACCAGCAUACCCACGCCUCCACGCCCACCCGGAUCCAAUCCCCAUCACCGAAACCCCAAUCCCCACUACGGCUCUUGCCCAACGCAUCAACACCUAUGCGCAAACCCACCUCCCCGAGGAAACCUACAAUCACUGUCUCCGCGUUUACCAUUACGGCCUCGCAAUCAAGAAACACCGAUUCCCUUUCCCAGACUGGGCCUUUACUGAUGAAAGUUACUUCCUCGCCUGUCUCCUCCAUGACAUUGGAACCACCGAGACAAACCUCCACGCCACACGGCUGAGCUUUGAGUUCUUUGGUGGGAUUCUCGCUUUGCGGGUACUACAGCAAUCUCAGACCAUUGAUGACGAUAGUGAUAGUGGUAAUGGUAGUGGGUCGGCGGCGAUUGCACCACAAGAACAAGCCGAGAGUGUGGCGGAGGCGAUAAUUCGGCAUCAGGAUUUAUGUCAAGUUGGCAAGAUUUCCGCUCUCGGUCAACUUUUACAAUUGGCGACAAUCUUUGAUAAUACCGGUUCUUAUGCUGAUCUCGUUCACCCGGAUACUAUCAAGGACGUGUGUGCGCAUUUCCCGCGCCACCACUGGAGCGGGUGCUUCGCCGCGACGAUCCGUCGGGAGAACGGCUUGAAGCCGUGGGCACAUACUACAGCUUUGGGUGAAGAGGCUUUCCCAGCCAAGGUCUUGGGAAAUACCUUGAUGGAGCCGUAUGAGUGA
This is a messenger RNA of Penicillium malachiteum, 780 nucleotides long. Its product is annotated as putative urea hydro-lyase/cyanamide hydratase. The transcript is spliced from 2 exons. The record is from RefSeq and is a predicted model, not a curated record. NCBI's taxonomy places the organism in Eukaryota, Fungi, Ascomycota, Eurotiomycetes, Eurotiales, Aspergillaceae. The coding region runs from base 1 to 780 and encodes 259 amino acids.